AUGGAUGAUGUGGACUCUUCAGUAGGGGAGUUGCAUUUGGAGCAGUGGAUCGAUAUCCACCAAGUUUGUCCGCACUCCGAAGCUCUGCUGCGACUCAGCUCCUUGAUCACGGCGCCCACCGCGGCACAGGGCAUUGCCAGCCAGGGUCUUCCGCCACGUUCUACGAACCUCGGGAACGAAGUCGACGACUUUUCGCAAAAGCGCUUCGCCUUCAUCCGGUACGCGGCCUUCAACGUCUACCGUCGGCUCUUCAGCCUCGCCUUCACCGGCAAUGCCAUCGCCUUCAUCGUCCUCAUGGUCAAGGGCGCCUCCCCGCUCGACCUAGUCAACGCCUUGGCCGUCAACCUGGCCGUCUGCGGCCUCUGCCGCCACCCGCUAGUCGUCAACUCGCUGUUUCUCAUCCAUGGCUUCAUCCUGGCGCUUCUGCUGGCCAUCAUCGUCGUCGCCCACCCCGUCUUCCGCGCCAAACGCCACGGCUGCUUCGAGCUCACCCACCGCUUCGCCAACUGGGCGGUCCUGGUCAUCUUCUGGGUGCUUGUCUUCCUCCCCGGCUCACAGGAACCGUCCCUCUCCACGUUCCUGCUUCACCUCCCGGCCUUCUGGAUCCUCAUGCUGCUGACGCUCGCCAAAAUGCUCCCCUGGUUGCUGCUCCGGCGCGUCCCUGUCACUGCGGAGCCGCUCUCCCCGCACGCCACCCGCCUUCACUUCUCCUACACCACACACAGCUUUGCGAGCGUCACGGACCGGCUCGACUCGCCCGUCACCAACUUCUCGUGCCUGGUAUCCGGGGCGGGCGACUGGACGCGCCAGGCCAUCGCGGAACCACCCAAGUACCCCUGGAAGCGGGGCUUGCCGACGUACGGGUUCGGCUACGUGUUCCGCAUGUUUGAGCGCAACGUCGUCGUGACGAGCGGGUCGCGUAUCGGGCUGUGUCUGUCCCCGCUCACGAUGUAUGGUCGGCAGACGCUAGAUCUGAUCCGGCGGGUGGACGGGGAGCCUGUGGUGAUUGACACGUCGGUUUUAGGCCGACUGGAUAUGCUGCCGAUCAUGUCGAGCCUGUACAGGGAGUUUGGGGCCGACGCGGUGUGUGUGGUUAGCAAGCCGCAGCUGACCAAACGUUUGGUGAAUGCGCUUUAGACGAGGGGGUUUGCGGUGUACGCGCCGAUCCUUGACAGUGGGUGCGGAUAACUGGCCGAUGGGUCUGACGAAAUGCGGGGGGAUAAGGCUUGAUCUCGAAUUUGCUAGGCUUGGAGUUCGGGGUACAGCAGCUCAUCGGGUCUUGACGGCACUGGCUGAGAAUGGCGUGAUUCUAAGCUGUCGGGGAGUCCGUA
This is a messenger RNA of Parathielavia appendiculata, 1331 nucleotides long. RefSeq lists its product as uncharacterized. The coding region runs from base 1 to 1137 and encodes 378 amino acids. Gene Ontology annotation, biological process: regulation of conidium formation; sexual sporulation resulting in formation of a cellular spore; conidium formation. The transcript is spliced from 5 exons. The record is from RefSeq and is a predicted model, not a curated record. Lineage: Eukaryota; Fungi; Ascomycota; Sordariomycetes; Sordariales; Chaetomiaceae. Gene Ontology annotation, cellular component: plasma membrane.